Batrachochytrium dendrobatidis JAM81 is the source of this 858-nucleotide messenger RNA. RefSeq lists its product as uncharacterized. Gene Ontology annotation, cellular component: Golgi apparatus; endoplasmic reticulum; perinuclear region of cytoplasm. The transcript is spliced from 4 exons. NCBI's taxonomy places the organism in Eukaryota, Fungi, Chytridiomycota, Chytridiomycetes, Rhizophydiales. Gene Ontology annotation, biological process: vacuolar transport; positive regulation of protein ubiquitination; metal ion transport. The coding region runs from base 1 to 858 and encodes 285 amino acids. The record is from RefSeq and is a predicted model, not a curated record.
AUGACUAGUUUCCAAAAGGUUGCCAAUUAUGACGUUGAUUCAGAUAAUCAGCAAAAUGAAAGACCUGCCGGUCAAUUCACAGAAGAAGAGCUUCUUUUGGGAGACGACUUGGAACUGGACGAACCCUUGGCUGCGUAUGAUGCUGGACAGGACAGCCCAAUUGAUAUUGAUGAAUUUGUAGAGCAGGAACUCUCAGGAAAGGAAGACUGGCCAGUGACAAGGGAUGGCAAUGAUGGACUAUUGCCGGAUGCCAGUGGUAGUAGUGAGCCAUCAGCAAAUCAAAGGAUUCCUGCACCACAACAUACAGAUGGUGUUUUUGCUAAUAUGGCAGCCAAACCAGAUGUAAUACAAGGCAAAGCUUAUGAGGAAAUUGAGCCGCCUUCCUAUACCGAUGCUGUGAGCGACCCCAGCCCACCCUACUUUGAUACCAGCAUCACUACAGGAAUGACUGAGGAUGGCGAGGUUUUGAUUGAUGGAAUGCCUGUUGGCGAUUCAUUAGCAUUUGUCGUCAAUGUGUUUGUAUCCAUGACGUUUGAUUUCCUUGGAUUUCUCAUCACAUCAUUGUUGGCCACUUCACAUGCAGCCAAGUACGGUGCUCAAUGCGGCCUUGGUCUAACACUUAUCCGAGUGAGUGUUCUUAUUAAAGAUAAAACAUCUAUUACCGAAGAUCAUGACCAAUACAAUGCUGCAUACGCUGUGGACCCAGUUGAGGAAAAACAGCGACGAGAAUGGUCGGCAUUUUUGCUCAUGAUUAUUGGGCUUUUUAUCUGUGUGCGAUCGCUGGCAGAAUAUAUUCGUGCAAGCAGAAUGAGGGAUGUGAUUCAGGCAUCUCCAGCAUCGUUUCCGGUUGUUGCUUGA